Penicillium riverlandense is the source of this 1668-nucleotide messenger RNA. RefSeq lists its product as uncharacterized. The coding region runs from base 1 to 1668 and encodes 555 amino acids. Lineage: Eukaryota; Fungi; Ascomycota; Eurotiomycetes; Eurotiales; Aspergillaceae. The transcript has a single exon. The record is from RefSeq and is a predicted model, not a curated record.
AUGUCUGCAGAUUUGCUCGCCGAGUUCGGUCAAGCUGAGGCCCAGAGGGAGGGUCAGCCGGAGCUCAAUAAUAAUAACAAUGCACCUCGACAUUCACAUCUGCUCUCAAGCAGACACGCCAUUCCACCACAAUGGCAGUUCAACGAUGUACCCCGGGAGCCCAACAGUGACGUCCUGUUUGAUGCCACGGUCGACACACCUGCCAGCGAUGAAGAUGAUGAUGAUGACUGGGGUGAAUUCGAGAAACCUGGGUCAACUCCCCAGCAGGCAACCACUCACAAUGCAGAGUCUCCUGGUCAUGUCUCUGCGAGUGUGGACUUACUGGACUCACUCUCCAUAAAUGACUCGGCAGGUAUGGCGCAGCCUGUGUCGAAUGUUCCUCCAAAGAAUCAAUGGCACUCCAGUCAGAAACCACCCACCUCGACCUCGAAUGAUGCUUCACUUGACGACUGGGGCGAGUUUUCGGCUUCUACUGCUCCGCCGGUUACAAGUACCUCCAAAACACAACACCACCAAAAGCAAGUCACCUCAGAUUGGGAUAUCCCCUCCGUUGAUGACUGGGGCGACUUCUCAGCAUCCUCUGCAGCACGAACCCCUCAGACCAGCCAGAAUCAAUCAUCAACUUGGGAGAAUCCCUCCUUUGACGACUGGGGUGAUUUCCCGACAUCGUCUACACCACAGCCUGUGACAAAAGCCUCUACAAAGAAAUCCCAGCCGCCGCCUAGCCAGAAACAACCGACCUCCGCCUGGGAUGAUUGGGCCGAGUUCACUGACACCCCAUCUUCCAACCCGCCUCCGCCAAAGGCUCCUAGUGAGCAGAAACGACAACCAAGCGUCAAAUCCACCGCUCCCCAGCCAGCAUGGGACGACGAACUCUUCGAUGAAUGGGGUGAUUUCACCGACGGUCCCAACCCAUCAACCAUCCAACCAAAGACCAACCCUCCAUCUCAAUCCUCAACGCCAAACCCAGCACCAAAGAGCUUCAUCUCCAGCCCAGCCGCACCCUCCACAACCGUCCGCCCAACCAACAUCCCCCCACCAUCCAUCCUCCUCGAACUAUUCCUCGACCUUCUCCCCCAACUCCAAAAAGAAGCGACCCAAGCAAAACCCCACCAACAGCGCACCACCUCAUCCCCAUCCCCAAUCUCACCCCAAAUCCAAGAAACAGCACUCACAAUCCACAACACCCUCACAACCGCCGCGCGCGUAAUAGCCGGCCGCACCCACCGCUGGAAGCGGGACACCCACCUCAGCCAAAGCAUGCGCAUCGGCCCCGCCCGCGCAGGCGGCAAAGCAGGCGGCAUGAAGCUGAACGCCGUGAACAAGCGCGAAGCCGUCAAAGAGGAACAAGACUCCGGCGACGUCCUGGCACUAUGGCGCGAGCGCGCUGCGCUGUUCAAUACAAUCCUCCAAGCAGCGGGCCGGCGUCCUGUCCCGUCUAUUCCGGAUCCCGCGGCUCUGAAGGUCAUCACUGCGCGGCCGGAGCAUGGCGCUAUGAAGGCUUCGCAUGCUUGUGCGCUGUGUGCGCUUCGGCGCGAUGAGCGCGUGUCCCGGGUGGAUGAGCCGGCUGUGCUGGAUAGUUUUGGGGAGUGGUGGACGGAGCAUUGGGGGCAUACCGAGUGUAGGUGGUUUUGGGAACGGAACCGGGAGCUUUUGGGCCAAAGAUGA